CAACCAACAAGGUUGACGUUUGGUUGAAGCACCAAGAAUCACCAUGACGACUCCAGUGGCAGCGAUCGUGGACCUACAGGAACGUUUGGCCAAGCUGGCACCGAAGCUUGCACUGCAACCCAUGCCAAAGAUCGCAGUGGCCAAGGGAAAGCAUGGCACGAAGACCUCUAGCGCCCUUCGAGGCGUCGACCUCUUGCUCGCACUCUGCGCAACAGACGACCAGCGAGAACAAGUCGUUGAGCUGGUCGAGAAGUACAACCCAUCCGAGCUGGAACUGGCGUUGACAGGCGCAUUUGACGCCAAGACGAACAAGUUCAACUUGACCAAGGCCGUGUUCUUGACCGAUGACCAACUGGUUGUACACAGAUUUGUAGAACUGAUCGAAUUGCAGCUGGAAGACCCAGAGAGUGCCGCGGGGAGUGUGGCACUUCUGCUGACGGAGAACGGUCACAGCGCCGCCGAUACGCAUGUUGCCGAAGAGUGCCUCACGAUUGCCUACGCGUUGCAAACACUGCUUCGGGCGUUCCCCAGCAUUCCACUGGCGAUUCAAGGCCUCGCCGUUGAGAUUGACGAUGCCACCAACAUCGUGGACGUGUUUGGCCCGCUGUUUUUCGCUCCCAAGAAGGCCAAGAUAUCAGACAAGAAGCACACGAUGGAAGCAUCACACACGCCAAAGAAACGAAAAAAUAGAGUGUAAUUAAUGCAACUUGCUUCGUUUGAAUGUGGAA
Molecule: messenger RNA, 728 nt
Organism: Aphanomyces astaci
Lineage: Eukaryota; Oomycota; Saprolegniomycetes; Saprolegniales; Verrucalvaceae
Exons: 2
Coding region: 44-697 (217 amino acids)
Source: RefSeq, a predicted model, not a curated record